Molecule: messenger RNA, 1146 nt
Organism: Aspergillus udagawae
Lineage: Eukaryota; Fungi; Ascomycota; Eurotiomycetes; Eurotiales; Aspergillaceae
Exons: 3
Coding region: 1-1146 (381 amino acids)
Molecular function (GO): monooxygenase activity; iron ion binding; oxidoreductase activity, acting on paired donors, with incorporation or reduction of molecular oxygen
Source: RefSeq, a predicted model, not a curated record
AUGGUACGUCCUGGCGAGGUCGCUGUGUCGGAUAUCAGCGCAGCUCGAGAGAUUCAUCGAGUGGGCGGGAAGUAUUUGAAAUCGCCAUGGUAUCAGACACUCACGGCCAAGGGAGUUCACAACCUUUUUAACACAAACGAUCCACAAUUCCAUGGGCGUCACCGGCGUCUUCUUUCUAUGCCAAUGUCUGAUACCUCGCUCCGCGUGGUGGAACCGUUGGUCGAUUCAAGGAUCCAGUUCACUAUUCAGCGUAUGAAAGGUGACAUGGAACGAGCAGGCGUUGUUAAUGUCCAUAAAUGGUGGAUCCUCAUGACAAGCGACAUUAUCGGUGAGUUGAGCUUUGGGGAAUCACUUGGCUUACUAGAGAUUGGAAAGGAAAGUCAAUUCAUCACUGAUCUCAAGGCUAUCGGUAUGAUGGAAGGCCUAAAUACCACUUUCCCUUCUCUUGUAAAGCUGGCCAGUAUCUUCCCUCUCCCUUUCAUUCCAAAUGUGGUAUCUGGUGGCCACCGAAUGGUGCAGUACGCCAAUGAAGCCAUUACUCGCUACAAGAAACAGCUUGUCACCAAUGCCGAAAACCCGAAAGUGUCGCUUUUUACCAGGCUCUACAACGAAACUGCAGACGGGCUAACCGACGCCGAGAUUAGAGACGAAGCUCUCAGCUAUAUCAUCGCAGGAAGCGAUACGACUGCCACCUCCCUGACAUAUCUCGUGUGGGCUGUUUGUCGUAAUCCCAAUAUUAAGACAGCCUUGCUGGAGGAAGUGAACUCUCUUCCCGCCGACUUCAAUGACCAAGACACUCGCCAACUGUCGUACUUGGGCCAAGUUAUCAAUGAGACACUCCGUCUGUAUGCAGCAGCACCAUCUGCGCUACCCCGGGUGGUGCCAUCUGGGGGUAGAAUGCUUGCUGGCCACUUUGUCCCAGAAGGGAUCACUGUCAGCACUCAGGCUUACUCUCUACACCGAGAUCCAACGAUAUUCCCAGAACCAGAUAGGCAAGUCCACAUCCCGUUACAAACUGUAUUGCUCUUGGUCAGACCCCGACUUACUUUGCUUAGGUUUAAUCCAUCUCGCUGGGAAAACGCAACAAAGAUGAUGAAAGAUGCGUUUAUGCCAUUUGGUGGAGGAUCUCGCAGUAAGUCCAGAUAA